Molecule: messenger RNA, 1489 nt
Organism: Dromiciops gliroides (monito del monte)
Lineage: Eukaryota; Metazoa; Chordata; Mammalia; Microbiotheria; Microbiotheriidae
Gene: HTR3A
Product: 5-hydroxytryptamine receptor 3A
Exons: 9
Coding region: 23-1489 (488 amino acids)
Biological process (GO): monoatomic ion transmembrane transport; nervous system process; signal transduction
Cellular component (GO): synapse; neuron projection; postsynaptic membrane
Molecular function (GO): transmembrane signaling receptor activity; extracellular ligand-gated monoatomic ion channel activity; neurotransmitter receptor activity
Source: RefSeq, a predicted model, not a curated record
ACGCCCCAGCAGAACCGCAGCCAUGCCAAAGUCCCUCCGGCAGGUGCUCCUCGCCCUGCUGCUCCUGAUGUUCCUGGGGCCCAGUGAAGCCAGGAGGAAGCAAGGUACCAAAGCACCCAAUAACACCAAGCCAGCUCUGCUGCAGCUAUCUGACCACCUCCUGACCCACUACAAGAAGAGCGUCCGGCCUGUUCUCGACUGGAGGAAACCAACCACCGUUUCUAUUGACGUCAUGAUCUAUGCCAUCCUCAGUGUGGAUGAAAAGAACCAAGUGCUGACUACUUACAUCUGGUACAGGCAGUACUGGAUUGAUGAGUUUCUCAAAUGGAAUCCUGAAGAUUUUGACAACAUCACCAAGCUGUCCAUCCCCAUCGACUACAUCUGGGUCCCAGACAUCCUUAUCAAUGAAUUUGUGGAUGUAGGAAAAUCUCCAAGCAUCCCAUAUGUGUACGUUCGGCACGAGGGCGAGGUCCAGAACUACAAACCCAUUCAGGUGGUGACUGCAUGCAGCUUGGACAUCUACAACUUUCCCUUUGAUGUGCAAAACUGCUCACUGACUUUCACCAGUUGGCUUCACACAAUCCAGGACAUCAACAUUUCCCUGUGGCGGUUACCAGAAAAGGUGAAGGUUGAUAAGACCGUCUUCAUGAAUCAGGGAGAGUGGGAGCUUCUAUAUGUGCUGCCCCAGUUUCAGGAGUUUAGUGUCGAAAGCAGUGACAGCUAUGCAGAGAUGAAAUUCUAUGUGGUCAUCCGUCGGCGGCCCCUUUUCUACACUGUCAACCUGCUGUUGCCAAGCACUUUCCUCAUGGUCAUGGACAUCGUAGGCUUCUACCUGCCCCCAGACAGUGGUGAAAGGGUCUCCUUCAAGAUCACUCUCCUUCUGGGUUACUCUGUCUUCCUUAUCAUCGUGUCUGAUACCCUUCCAGCCACAGCUAUUGGCACCCCACUCAUUGGUGUCUAUUUUGUGGUGUGCAUGGCCCUGCUGGUGAUCAGCCUGACUGAGACCAUCUUCAUUGUAAGGCUGGUACACAGGCAAGAGCUCCAGCCCCCUGUGCCUGCCUGGCUUCGGCACCUGGUGCUUGAUCAAGCUGCAGUUCUUCUUUGCCUCCAGGACCAACCAUAUAAAAGUCCCUCAGCCCUCCAAAAACCCACAGUCCCCUCCCAUCCCACUGAGAAUGACACAUGCACAGCCACGAUAAACCACUGCAGCAGGUUGGGAGGGCUUCAGGACUUGGAGAAGACCACAGCAGAGAGGGGAAACCCUUCCCCACCACCCCAGGAAAACUCUGUAGUAGUACAUGGACUACUUCAGGAAUUGGCAACUAUCCGGCAUUUCCUGGAGAAGCAGGAUGAGUGCCGGGAUAUUGCCCGGGACUGGCUACGGGUGGGUUCUGUGCUGGAUGUGCUGCUGUUCAGAAUCUACUUGCUGGCAGUACUGGCCUAUAGCAUUACACUGGGUACUCUGUGGUCCAUCUGGCAGUAUGCAUGA